CAAAAAUUAUAUUUCAAUAAGCUUACAAAAUUUACCAUGUCCUUGUUGGAGCGGAAGAAUUGCGAAAUAUGCGAUAAGCCGUCAGCUAAAUACAGCUGUCCAAAAUGCGGGAUACCGUACUGCUCACUAGUGUGUUACCGUGACAAGAAGCACUUGGAAUGCACAGAGUGUUUUUACAAGGAGCAAGUAGAGGAAAACAUGCACGCGCAAAAAUCCGACGACCAAACAAAGCAACAAAUGCGCGAACUCCUACAACGAUUCCACGAACAACAAGAACAAGACACCAUAGCAGAAGCAAUAACCGGCAAUCUCAGCAGUGACUCUGAUGAUUCCGAUGACUCCUCCUCCCCAUUGACAUUAUCCAACCGCCUGCGCGGCCUCGAUAUCCACGACACUGCGUACACGGAGGAAAUAUGGAACCGGUUGAGCGCCAAAGAAAAGACCGAAUUUCUUCAGCUUGUGUCCAACCAUGAUCCGGACAUUCUCGAGCCUCAUUGGCAGCCCUGGUGGAUUGAAGCAAAAGUUGCCGAUGUGGAUUGCGUGGUGGACCCACCGGAGAUACUACAUAUUGGUGUGCCAGUGCACAUGUUGGCCAAGAAGGUGCAUCCCAGUGUGUUGUUCCAGAUAAUUCAGAUUACGCUCGCGUACGCAUACAUGAUGAGACACAUGGGUGGGGAUCCCAGGGGCAAGGAUAAUUUACCAGUGUCUUUCGACGACCUAACCACGGUGUCUCCAUUGUUGGCUAGUAAGGAGGCAGAUAUAUAUCAGAGUACACACGAGGCUUUGGUCACCGCCCUGUGUAAUAUCGAUAUGGGAAUGUCCGGCGAAACUAAAUGUAUCUUAUUGGAUGAUGUUUUGGGUAUUUUAAGCAAGGCAGAGUUUAUCGCUUCAGUAUUUUCGGAUUUACACGGUAUUUUUUCCGAGCUGUUGGAUAUUGCUAAGGGGGCUGGUGUGGAGAGAGCAAGGGUGAAGUGUGCGCUGAGGAGGGUGUAUUUCCUGCUUUCGGUUGUUUUGCAGAUGAUCGGGGAUAAGGAGGCGUGGGGGUUUAUGGCAACGGAUGUGGCUAUGCUUCGCAGACGGUUCGAGAGCGAGACACAGGCGAUGUCAACGAGGGGUAAUGCCGGUGAAGCAGAUAUCCAGAUUGCACGUAUAGCUUUGGAUUAAUAAAUAUAAUUGAAAAUAUUAAAACAUUUUA
This is a messenger RNA of Kickxella alabastrina, 1195 nucleotides long. RefSeq lists its product as uncharacterized. The transcript has 3 exons. Lineage: Eukaryota; Fungi; Kickxellomycota; Kickxellomycetes; Kickxellales; Kickxellaceae. The coding region runs from base 37 to 1164 and encodes 375 amino acids. The record is from RefSeq and is a predicted model, not a curated record.